This is a messenger RNA of Clunio marinus, 228 nucleotides long. Lineage: Eukaryota; Metazoa; Arthropoda; Insecta; Diptera; Chironomidae. The record is from the annotation of a GenBank genome assembly.
AUGGAAGUGAAACUUAAUGAUCACAAAUUGGUUACCAGCUCGUUUCUUGUUCAACCAAUAAGCAGUCAUCCAAAUUGCAAUGAAGAGAAACUUUUUAAUCAAAAUUCAUGGAGAGUUUAUAGAAUUAAAACUUUCACUUUGAAAUCCAUAAAAAUUAUUCUGGAUUUUCAUAUUUCUAACAACUUUAAUAAGUUGGUGGACUUUGAUGUUAAAAAACAUAAACUAUGA